Messenger RNA from Anthonomus grandis grandis, 2333 nucleotides. It is a transcript of the gene klhl10, whose product is annotated as kelch-like protein 10. Lineage: Eukaryota; Metazoa; Arthropoda; Insecta; Coleoptera; Curculionidae. Gene Ontology annotation, molecular function: protein binding. The coding region runs from base 150 to 2189 and encodes 679 amino acids. The transcript has a single exon. The record is from RefSeq and is a predicted model, not a curated record.
GUCAAACUCAAUCGACCUUUGACAUACUUCAUCCCCAUUAAUUUCUUUGGUAAUCAUCCAAAAUCAGUAUCAAAAUUUUUCCGUGAUUUUGUUUCCUUCCCCCUGAUUGCUGUUCUUAACAAAAAAGCAAUCUGGCCUGCAAAAAUGAAAUGGGAGAGGCGAACUCGACCGUCUGCUCACCGAUGGAUCUAGAUUCGGGUAGAUGUAUGAGCAUCCAAGCGAUGCAGGCCCUGUUCGACCUGAAGGAGAGCAAUCAGUUAUGUGAUGCGACACUUAUAUUAGACGACGGCUCUGAGAUCCCGGUGCACAGAGCGAUCCUGUGCGCCUGCAGUCCAUAUUUUAGGGCUCUGUUCACCACCAGUCUACACAACAACGAGAAAAGUCGAGUCCAUUUGCCGGGGAUAUCCUCGGAAAUGGUUCACAUGCUACUGGUCUACGUCUACUUGAGGAAGUUACAUUUGACCGAAGAGAACGUGUACUCGAUCCUGAUUGCGGCCGACUACCUGUGCAUCCUGGGCGCGUUGGACUUGUGCGGUAAAUAUUUAGAGACGAAUUUGAAACCUACAAACUGUAUCGGGAUUUUGGCGUUUGCCAAGAUUCAUUUCUGCCAGAACCUGGCGGACAGCUGCUGGAGGUACAUCAUGAAGAAUUUCUCGCAGAUCGCCCUACAAAGCAACGAGAUUCUCACCCUGUCGCUUAAGGAGCUGCAAGAGAUCAUCAAUGCCGACAAUUUAAAUGUUAAAAGUGAGGAGACCGUGUGGGAAACCAUCCUGCGUUGGAUCGACUAUUCCACUGAAACGCGAAAAGUCCAUAUCGUGGAACUGAUGAAGUGUAUCAGGCUCGGGUUGCUGGAUACGCAAUUUUUCUUGGAGAGAGUGAAGGAUCAUCCGUAUGUGGUCGGUUGCGAGGCGAGCAGACCGAUGAUCAUUGAAACCCUUAAAUUUUUAUACGACUUGGAAAUGAUAACGCACAGAGACGGCGAGGUGGUGACCCCCGAAAUCGCUCGUCCAAGGGUCCCCCACGAAAUCCUGUUUGCUAUUGGAGGCUGGAGCGGAGGCUCCCCCACUAACUUCAUCGAAACUUACGACACCCGAGCUGACAGAUGGGUCAAGGUCGAAGAGGUCGACCCUACCGGCCCGAGAGCCUACCACGGCACCGCAGUUGUCGGCUUUAACAUUUACGUUAUCGGCGGUUUCGACGGCAUGGACUACUUCAACUCGUGCAGGUGCUUCGAUGCGGUACGCAAAACCUGGAAAGAAAUCGCCCCGAUGCACGCCAGAAGAUGCUACGUGAGUACCGCGGUCCUGGAAGAUCAAAUUUACGCAAUGGGAGGUUAUGACGGGCAUCACAGGCAAAACACUGCCGAGCGAUACGAUUACAAAACGAACCAGUGGACGCUGAUCGCCCCCAUGAACAUGCAACGGUCAGAUGCCAGUGCUUGUACGUUAAAUGGGAAAAUAUACAUCACGGGGGGUUUUAAUGGGCAAGAGUGCAUGCACUCCGCGGAAGUUUUCGAUCCUGAGAUAAACCAGUGGUCCCUUAUAGCCCCCAUGCGGUCCAGAAGGUCUGGGGUGUCGUGCAUCUCCUACCACGACCAAAUUUACGUUAUAGGAGGUUUCAACGGAAUAUCCAGGAUGUGCAAUGGGGAAAAGUAUAACCCGCUGAACAACACCUGGACUGCCAUUCCGGACAUGUAUAAUCCCCGCAGUAACUUCGCCAUCGAGGUGAUCGACGAUAUGAUUUUCGCUAUUGGAGGGUUCAACGGAGUGACCACCAUUUACCACGUCGAAUGUUACGACGAGAAGACGAACGAGUGGUACGAAGCCACCGACAUGAACAUUUAUAGAUCCGCGUUAUCCGCCUGCGUAAUCGACGGCCUACCGAACGUCCAAGACUACAUACAUAAACAUAGAGAUCGCUUAAUGGAGGAGAAGCGACAGAAAAUGAUCGCCUUGGAAAACCAACGGAACAUGGCAGGGAUGGCUAACAACCAGGCUAAUAAUGCACAAGAGAACAUUGCUGCCGCUGUUAAUGCUAAUAUGCAGCAGCUCAAUAUUCUUCAGCAACUUAAUGCCAACUUGAAUCCCGCUUUGAUGCCAGCAGCUGCGCCUGCGCAAGUACCUUUGGCGCCGGUGCCAAAUCCUCAGCCAAUGGACGUAGACAACAACGACGAGGAUGGUAUUCAGUAGUAGUAGUUUUAUGUGAUUAAGUCCAUUCACAUUGUCAAAGAAAAAUUUAAUUAAAAAAAUACAUAAAAUGUCAUAUAUACUCUUGCCCAUAGGAAGUUAGUCAGUAGAAUACCUAAGGCUGUCAUUAAUAUAUUGUCAAAAAGA